This is a messenger RNA of Quercus lobata, 2384 nucleotides long. RefSeq names its product transducin family protein / WD-40 repeat family protein. The record is from RefSeq and is a predicted model, not a curated record. NCBI's taxonomy places the organism in Eukaryota, Viridiplantae, Streptophyta, Magnoliopsida, Fagales, Fagaceae. Gene Ontology annotation, molecular function: protein binding. The transcript has 6 exons. Bases 297 to 2045 code for a protein of 582 amino acids.
AUGACUUUCGGUGGUGCUUUUGGUCUUCCAAGUUCCAACCUUCUUUAAUUUGUGUACAACUACUACCUCUUCCUUCUCUUUCUCCGUACGCCAUUCUAUUUUCACUUUACAUUUCUUUCCUCUUCUUCUUGGAGGAAUCUCUAAUUGUUAUCCAUCACAAUUUUGUUUUCUAGGUUAGCUGGAUAAGCCUUUAAUUUCGUCAAAGUGGAGCCUUUCAAUUUUGUGAAAGAAGACAUUGUGUUGAAAUAAUGACAGUUGGCUCCUUGAGAAUAUAUAUGGGCUAAGUUGAGUAUUUCAUGGGAGGUGUAGACGACAAUGAACCCCCGUUGAAACGUCCAAAAGUUCCCUUGGGAGAUUCAAAUAGCUUCUCAGGAGACUCAUUUCUUACACAGUCUGCUGCUUGCUCUUUGGGAGACUUGAUGGCUAGGCCUCUACCCUCCCAAGGGGAUGAAGAAGCGGUUGGUUCAAAAGGAGUCAUCAAAAGAUCUGAAUUCAUCAAAAUUAUAACUAGAGCAUUAUAUUCACUUGGAUAUGAUAAGAGUGGGGCCCUUUUAGAGGAAGAAUCAGGAAUACCAUUGCACACUUCAGUGGUUAAUUUGCUUAUGCAGCAAGUGAGGGAUGGAAAAUGGAAUGAAUCUGUGGCCACACUGCAUACAAUUGGGGGUUUAGAUGAAACAACUGUAAAAUCAGCAUCUUUCCUGAUGUUGGAGCAGAAGUUCCUUGAACUUCUGAGAAUUGAUGAAGUGACUGAUGCUUUAGAUACUCUUGGGAAUGAAAUUGUCCCUCUUUGUGUCAAUGUGAGCCGAAUUCAUGAGCUUACUGCCUGCAUUGUCUCUCCUUCAUGGAGUGCAAUUCUUGGGCUUUCCAGCCAUGAUACUGAUGUUGCAAAGUCACGGUCAAAGAUUUUGGAGAAACUACAGAGGUUAUUUCCUGCAGCAGUCAUGAUACCUGAAAAAAGGUUAGAACAUCUAGUCGAGCAAACUCUUGAUGUGCAACGAGAUGCUUGUGUGUUUCACAACACUCUGGAUGGUGAUUUGUCUUUGUAUUCGGAUCAUCAUUGUGGGAGAAGGCAGAUUCCUUCUCAAACAUUACAGGUACUGCAAGCACAUACAGAUGAAGUUUGGUUUUUGGAAUUUUCACAUAAUGGGAAAUACCUCGCUUCAUCAUCAAAAGAUCAAUCAGCAAUUAUAUGGGAGGUUAAAGAGGAUGGCCGUGUUUCAUUGAAGCAUGUACUAACUGGUCACCAAAAGCCGGUGUUGAUGGUUUCAUGGGGCCCAGGUGACCAUCAGCUGCUCACAUGUGGACUGGAGGAGGUCAUCAGACGUUGGGAUGUUGCUACAGGGGAAUGUGUCCAUAUUUAUGAGAAAAAUGGUGUUGCCCUAGUUUCCUGUGGAUGGUUUCCCGAUGGUAGGGGGAUAUUCUCUGGUAUGACUGACAAAAGUAUCUGCCUGUGGGAUUUGGAUGGAAGAGAGCUGGAAUGUUGGAAAGGGCAGCAUACACUUAGGAUAUCAGACAUGGCUGUGACUGAUGAUGGAAAGAGGAUCAUAAGCAUUUGCAGGGAAACAGCAAUACUGUUGCUUGACAGGGAGGCAAAAUUUGAGAGAUUGAUUGAAGAGGAGGAAGUAAUCACUUCAUUCUCAUUGUCAAAGGACAAUAAAUUGCUACUGGUCAAUCUUACAAACCAAGAAAUUCAUCUUUGGAGCAUAGAGGGUGAUCUGAAGGUCGUGGCCAAGUACAAAGGUCACAAGCGUGCCCGAUUUGUCAUUAGAUCUUGUUUUGGUGGAUUUGAGCAAGCCUUUGUUGCAAGUGGGAGUGAGGAUUCCCAGGUCUAUAUAUGGCUAAGAGGUUCUGGGGAGCUCCUACUGACACUGCCUGGGCAUUCUGGAGCUGUUAAUUGUGUGAGCUGGAAUCCUACAAAUCUUCACAUGUUGGCUUCAGCCAGCGAUGAUUGUACCAUUCGAAUAUGGGGUUUAGAUCAGCUCAAUCUGAGAGACAGAAUCUCAGAGAGUAAUGACGGCACUCACUACUCUAAUGGAAGAACUUGAAUGAUUUUCUAUACAUAAAAAAUUUAUUGCCAUUUAUUGUAUUUUUACUAUGUUAAAUUCUUGUAGAGGGUGGAAUAACAAUAAACAUUAUAUAACAACAAAAGGAUUACAAGAAUCAGCUACCAGAGUAACCGGUGCUCAACCAAGCCACCUCUAAAGGCUAAUUGUAUUUGGCUAAAGUUAGAAGCCAAAACCCAUUGCCGAAGCUUGUGAGUUGCUGUAUUUGCACUUCUCCUUGCAUUCGUUAAGCUAUGACAGCUUAUUUUCCGAAGUUGACCACAUUGAUUAAAGGCUCAAUAAGAUAUGAGUUUAUUUUUCAGCUCAUAUCAUUAGUUAUUA